GGAGCCAGCGGCACCGGCGGCCGCAGCAGUCAUAGCACAGGCAGCGGGACAAAGGGGCCGUCCUGGGGGGCCCAGCAAAACCGGAUCGGAACCAGGAUCUGCCUCGCUUUGGAGUGCUGGAAGCGGAGUGAAGCAACUGCACCGGGAGGACGGGUUGGGCGGGCAGCAAAACCGGUUUCCAGCGCUGGAAGGGGGAGGGAGAAAAAUAAAAAGGAGGAGGAGUUCAGAGUCCGGUUCUGAUUCGGUGCCAACUCUUCUCUUCCCCUUUGCAAGAGGCAAAACCUCGGUCCGGUUUGCACGUGGUUUCGGGCGAGGAAAGGAAAGCACGGAGGGAAGGAAGGAGGGGAGGAUCCCGUCUGGGUGCUCCUGGGCCGGUUCGGAGACUCGGUGCUGGUUUCGGUUCGGGACAGGCAAGAAGCGGACGCACUUUCUCUCCAGUUUCCCACUGGGGGAGGGGGCUGGGAAACGGAGCAAGGCAAGUGAGAAAAGGAAGCGGAUCCGAUUCUGGUGCCGGUUCGGUUCCUCGGUGGGAAGUGCAGAAGGUCCGGCGGUUGCUAGCACGUGGCGCCGGUUCGAGAAGAGAAAAGAAAAGCGCCUCGGAGCCCAGGAACAAAAUCAAAUAGCGGAGCCACUCCUUUUUUCCCCCUUCCCCCCUCCCUCCCUCUUCCCUCUUCUUUUUGUGCUCCGGUGCCGAUCGGGUUCGGAUGGCGGCUCCCUGCAGCCCAGAAAGCGGCCCGACGGCCACAGGGGGGCCAGGGCCCCGGGUGUAUUUCCAAAGCCCCCCGGCGGGAGAAGGGGGCACGGAGGAAGAGGAGGGCCCGGUGCGGCGCCAGGGCAGAGUGACUGUGAAAUAUGAUCGCAAAGAACUCCGUAAGAGGCUCCACUUGGAGGAAUGGAUCCUGGAACAGCUGACGGUGCUCUAUGACUGCCAGGAAGAGGAGAUCCCAGAGCUAGAAAUCGAUGUUGAUGAACUGCUGGACAUGGAAAGUGAUGAGGCCCGCAGUGCCAGGGUGAAGGAACUCCUGGUGGACUGUUACAAGCCCACAGAGGCGUUUGUAGCAGACUUGCUAGACAAGAUUCGUGGCAUGCAGAAAUUAAGCACUCCGCAGAAAAAGUGAAUUGUGAAUCUUCCACCACUGUGCCUCCCCCUUCAGGUGGAGGUUUUUAUUAAAACUCUGCUGUUUGGGGAGGGGGGUGAUUUCACAAUGGACCGGGAGGCUGGUGGAGAAUCAGUUAUUGCUCCCCCAAAGAUUGGGGAGACCCUCUUUUUUGGGGAAUGCUUCGAUAAUCAAAACCAUCUUGGACACCUUUUUCAGCAAUAUCUACCUGUUCCUCCCUGACAUUUUCCCCUCCACUUGUGUGUUUGGGAGAGGGGGAGGAGAAGAUCCACCCCUGUGGAGGGGGGGGGUGGAAGGAGAGAGAAGGGGGGGGGAAGGGUAGGAUCUUGAAAUUUUUUUUAGAAUGUUUUGAGGUUUUUUUUAAAUUGUGUUUUUAUAUAAAUUUAAUAAAGAUGCUUUGAGAA
This is a messenger RNA of Heteronotia binoei (common prickly gecko), 1522 nucleotides long. RefSeq names its product protein phosphatase 1 regulatory inhibitor subunit 14B (gene PPP1R14B). The record is from RefSeq and is a predicted model, not a curated record. Lineage: Eukaryota; Metazoa; Chordata; Lepidosauria; Squamata; Gekkonidae. The coding region runs from base 705 to 1118 and encodes 137 amino acids. Gene Ontology annotation, molecular function: protein serine/threonine phosphatase inhibitor activity. Gene Ontology annotation, biological process: regulation of phosphorylation; innate immune response. Gene Ontology annotation, cellular component: cytoplasm. The transcript has 4 exons.